Diospyros lotus (date-plum) is the source of this 1966-nucleotide messenger RNA. Its product is annotated as mediator of RNA polymerase II transcription subunit 27. NCBI's taxonomy places the organism in Eukaryota, Viridiplantae, Streptophyta, Magnoliopsida, Ericales, Ebenaceae. Gene Ontology annotation, molecular function: transcription coactivator activity. The coding region runs from base 88 to 1359 and encodes 423 amino acids. The transcript has 7 exons. Gene Ontology annotation, cellular component: mediator complex. The record is from RefSeq and is a predicted model, not a curated record. Gene Ontology annotation, biological process: regulation of transcription by RNA polymerase II.
UUCGCUAGCGGCCUCAGGGUCAGUCCCAUUUUAACCGCCAAUUCAAGAAAGCGAAAGCGAAGUCGAAACGGGGAGAGAGAGAGAGAGAUGCAGCAAGCAUCAGCAACGGGAGGUCCGACGCCGGCAGCGGCCAAGUCGGUCCAGUCGCCGCCAGAUUCAGGGGAGUCAGUCGAGGCGCCGCCAAAGCAAGUGGCUCUGGCGAUGGACAGGCUUUCACAGGCCGGCCGUGUGAUUGCCGACAUAAGGCUCGGCGCUGAUCGCCUCCUCGAAGCCCUAUUCGUGGCCUCGAGGCAACCCCAGCAGUCCCCCAAACCCUUGCAGUCGAUCCUCAAAGAAGAGGCCUCCAUGCGAAACUGCCUUCAGGAACUCCGCACCAUUGGAAGGCAGUUGGAAGAUUCAGGGGUUCUGAACGAGUCACUUCGGUCCCGCAGUAAUUCAUGGGGCCUGCACAUGCCUUUAGUUUGUCCAGAUGGUGCAGUUGUUGCAUAUGCAUGGAAACGUCAACUUGCUGGCCAGGCUGGUGCAUCUGCUGUUGAUAGGACCAGGUUGGCUCUCAAGGCAUUUACUGAUCAAAAACGGCGAUUUUUUCCUCACCUUGAUGAUGGUGCUGGUGGAGAAUCUGUUUCAAAGAGACACAGUGGUUUCCAAGUUUCAACAGACAGUCAUGAAGAAGAGCUUAAUGAUGACAGAACACUAUCAGAUAUUCUAUUGAAUCUGGAAAAAGAAGUUAAAAAUGUGAAAGUUUUUACUUAUGAAAGGCUGGAUUGGUUAAAGAGAGCUUCUUCACUUCCCUCUUCAUCCAAUGAGUGUAUUGUAGAAUCAUCCAAAGAACAUAAUUUUCGUAGUUCAAAUAAUCUAAGGCAAGGCACCAAACGUGUUAUUACUGCAGACAAGGUUGCUGUAAUUGAGCUGUUGUUUCCUUCUGUUUUUAGAGCUGUAGUGUCAUUGCAUCCAGCCGGUUCCAUUGAUCCUGAUGCAGUUGCUUUCUUUUCACCAGAUGAGGGGGGCAGCCAUGUGCAUGCAAGGGGCUUCUCAGUGUAUCAUGUUUAUAGACACAUCACGGAACAUGCCGGUCUGGCUUUACAAUAUUUUCUUGGCCGGAGAACUGAAACAAGUCUUCAUUCGUUGUUGCACUGGAUUUGCAGUUAUCAAAAUCUAUUCUCAAAAGUGUGCAGUAAAUGUGGAAGGUUACUGUCAAUGGAUACACAAGCAGCUUUGCUAUUGCCUCCAGUUCAACGCCCCUACAGAAACUUUACUGGUAGCAAGCCUUCAUCAACUCAACAAAGUAUCUCAUUCAAAGAUCAGAGUGUAGACGAGAACCAGGCUUAUCAUGUUGACUGCUUCCCAGAGGAAACAUAGGUUCAUCAGUUGCUGCCGUAGAUGUCUAGAUAGCCUUGUAGCUGAGCAUAUAGAAAGGUCAGACUUAAUAAUUGGUUUGGUCCGACUUUAGGGUUUAUCCUUCAAAAAUGGGGUACUAUUCAAUUCCAUGAAGUUUGUAACUUGAGCUAAUUAUCUUAAAAUUGUUCAGUUGAAGGGUCUCUUUAAAAGCUUGUUGAAUAACAAAUAACUGAAAGUGGUAAAAGUGCCUGCUGGAAAAAUAAUUUCAGUGUGACAUACGAGCAUAAUGUUGUAGUUGCGGAUUAUAGCUAUGUUGAAGGAAUAUGACUAGGGAAUUUUGAAUUUGUGCUCAUGUGAGUUGUGAUAGUUGUCUGAUUGACGAGCUAGAAUCUAUGCCAGCUGAUUCCAUCUUAGUGAGAUUAAAGUUUGAUAAUAGUUGCUGUCGCUAAUGGGAGCUGUUGUCCAUCUUUUGUAAUAAGUGGAGCUCUAAGACUACAUUCGCUGAUGCGACCAGAUUGAGUCCCAUGAAAUUCUCAUGAUUGGUUGAUUAUUCUUUUGAACGUGGAAUAAUGACAAAUCUGGUGUAUCUAAAUGAGACCGUGAAUCACAGUUUUCUUCUUGAGUUUGA